Messenger RNA from Xenopus laevis (African clawed frog), 2157 nucleotides. It is a transcript of the gene ngly1.S, whose product is annotated as N-glycanase 1 S homeolog. Gene Ontology annotation, biological process: glycoprotein catabolic process. Gene Ontology annotation, cellular component: nucleus; cytoplasm; cytosol. The transcript has 12 exons. The record is from RefSeq and is marked provisional. NCBI's taxonomy places the organism in Eukaryota, Metazoa, Chordata, Amphibia, Anura, Pipidae. Gene Ontology annotation, molecular function: peptide-N4-(N-acetyl-beta-glucosaminyl)asparagine amidase activity. Bases 4 to 1911 code for a protein of 635 amino acids.
GCAAUGGCAGCGCAGGAGUCCCCUGCAGUGGACGAGUUGUGCCAGAAUGAGCGGCAGGAAUUCUUGGACGCCUCCCAGCUGUUACUCACCUACGCAGACAAUAUACUGAGGAGUCCAAAUGAGGAAAAAUACAGAUCAAUUAGGAUUGGAAACACUGCAUUUUCUACCAGACUUUUGCCUGUCAGAGGAGCAAUCGAAUGCUUGUUUGAAAUGGGAUUUGAAGAGGAAGAGACACACCUGGUGUUUCCAAAAAUGGCUUCUGUUGAAAAGCUUCGUAACGUUAGGGACCAUAUAGCCAUAGAAAGGAAUAAGAGAAUGAGUGCUGCAAACCCUACACCACCAGCUACAUCCAGUACCCCGCCAGCAUUCAGCAGAACCCCUGUACCAAAUCCAGUUCCUCCAAGUAUACCCCUGCCAGCAACAGAGGAUAUAUCCAAUUUCUUGGCUUCUGAAGUUAGAUAUUUAAAGACCCUCCAGUCCAACUCACAACAUGUGUUAAUUUAUGAGGAGCCUGAAAUUCAGCAAAGAGCAUUACAAGAAAUUCCAGUGUCGGAUUUGAAAACAAGAGCCCAGAAAAAGCUUAUUGAAGCUAAAAGUCUUGACUCUGAUACCAGUGUGAAUUUAGAAGAUUUUUUAUUGCUGGAACUACUUCGCUGGUUUAAGCAGGACUUCUUCCAGUGGGUCAAUAGCCUACCUUGCAGUCACUGUGGUGGAGAAACUCAAGCCCGAGAUGCUUUGUCUCCUUCUGAUGAAGACCUGCGCUGGGGAGCAAAUCGAGUGGAAAAUCAUUACUGUGAGAAGUGUAAACACAGCAAUCGCUUUCCAAGAUACAAUCAUCCUGAAAAGCUUCUGGAAACUAGACGUGGUCGUUGUGGAGAAUGGGCAAACUGUUUCACUUUGUGUUGCAGAGCUUUGGGAUUUGAAGCACGUUAUGUGUGGGAUUCUACUGAUCAUGUGUGGACAGAGGUGUACUCUUCAUCUCAGAACAGAUGGCUUCAUUGUGACCCUUGUGAAAAUGCCUGUGAUAAACCUCUUUUGUAUGAAGUUGGAUGGGGCAAGAAGCUUUCCUAUAUUAUUGCCUUCUCCAAAGAUGAGGUUGUGGAUGUUACCUGGAGAUAUUCAUGCAAACAUGAAGAUGUGAUUGCAAGAAGAAAAGAAGUGCGAGAAAGUUGGCUACGGGAAACAAUUGUUGGUCUCAAUAAAAUGAGGCAACAGUCCGUCCCAGAACACAGAAAGCAGGAACUUCUUGGAAGACUGAUUGUGGAGUUGGUUGAAUUCAUGUCUCCUAAGACUACUAAACCAGGAGAACUUGGUGGGAGGGUCUCUGGAUCAGUAGCCUGGAGAGUGGCAAGAGGUGAAACCAGUUUACAGUCGACCAAAAGCGUUAUUUUUAUCCCGUCUGAGAGUGAGAAAACCAGCAAGCGUUUCCAUCUUCAGUAUAACGUAGUUGAAGAUACCUAUACACGUACCUCGAAUAACAAUGUGGUUAUCGCCGGCUGGGAAAAUGGAGCCUGGAAAGCAGAGUCUAUUUGUAGAAAAGUUGAGAGUGACUGGAAAAUGGUUUAUUUGGCUCGCACUGAGGGUUCCUCAUCAGCUGCCAUUAGUUGGAAGAUAGAAUGUGCUUCAGCAGGACUCCAAAUUGAAAGUAUAAGUGUUCGCACCAGUAGUCAAACCUUUCACAGUGGUAAAAUAAUAUGGAAGUUGUCUUCUCCAGAAGCAGAGGUGGAAGUGAACAGUGAUACAAAUUUUCAUUCUUACCCUGAGUUUUUAAAUGCUUCAGAAGUUGAGUUGAAAGCUGAGUUGUGCGAUGGUGAUGGAAAUACAGCAUGGCAGCACACACAGAUUUUCCGUCAAACAUUAGACUGUAAAGAAAACUCUUUGGAGAUUAUUAUAAUGUUGAAGGAUGCCUAGGAAUUUUACAUCUCAGAAAAAAGUGCUACUUCUCAAAAAGAAGUGCAUGUGGAAAUAUGUGUCUGUUUGGCAGAGUAAUAAGUCUAUCAAAAUAGAAAGUUUCUACCUAUACUUGUAAACAAUAUUUCAAAUUAUGUAAAGUAUUGAUUAAGUAACAUUUAAAGGGGACCUGUCACCAUAAGAAAUAAUUCCAAAUUCCUUUCUAACUUGUUAGUUGAGCAAAAUAAACUUUACAUUUAUUAUUAA